Phytomonas sp. EM1 is the source of this 1782-nucleotide messenger RNA. NCBI's taxonomy places the organism in Eukaryota, Euglenozoa, Kinetoplastea, Trypanosomatida, Trypanosomatidae. The record is from the annotation of a GenBank genome assembly.
AUGGAUUUUCCCACUAAGACACCACUAACUCACUUCGACACAUCAUCAGAUGACUCGUACCGUAAUGUGGAUGCCGUCCAGAACUUGUCCAUUGUCUCGCAUAUGGCUGCACUUGGACAUGGAGCCUGUGGAGUUGAACCCAAUAUGGACAACAUCGCUGCCACAGCACAAUCUUUCACGGACCGCGCACGUUCAGAACUCCCCUGUGAACGUCAUGUUGAGGAUGAUCGUGGCGGUGACAACAUUCCCUCAGACGAGAACCAGACCACGAAAAGUGUCACAAAUAUGGAGCUGGUGAAAAGCUUUUUGAUCAGCGGCUUUCCACUGACACUGGCGUCCAUCGCCCAGUUUUCUAUUAAUGCAUCGACUGUCGCAAUAAUAGGUAAGUUUUUAGGUGCUGACCAAAUGGGUGGCGCCACUCUAGCUUUGAGCUUGGUAAAUGCGACGGGUUUUGCUUUUGGUACUGGCCUCUGUGGAGCCUUGGAAACUGUUCUCUCGCACACUUAUGGUGAAUGGGAAAAAAAGAAGCAACUCGCCACUGAAAGCGAGACCGAUGUAAACUGUUUCCCUUCUACAGAGGCAGGAGCUUCGUGUCGUAGUCGCACAGGCGCUAUGCAAGUUACCACAGAAUCAAACGUUACUGCUGUUGAGCGAGGGGGGUCGGCUCCGAGUCUGUACAUGUAUGGCACAUACACACAGCGUAUGAUCCUCAUUUUACUUGCGGCAGCGCUUCCUUUGGGUGUUAUUCUUUGUUUCACCGACAAGCUUCUUAAAGUUUUUGGAGAAAGUCCGGUUUCAAUUUACUACAUGGGCCGUUGGUGUCGUAUUGUCAUCUUUGGAUUACCAGUGACUUUAUGUCUCCCUCUUAUUCAGCGGUACUACUCUUGCCAACGCGUAACGAAGCCGUUGCUUGUGGCCACCUUUGUUGCAGCGGCUGUGCAUCCUGGCUUGCAGAUUGCCUUCAUAAAGCUUAUGGGCUUUGAAGGCUCCCCAAUGAUGUGGGUUUUUCUCAUGUUGGGUCUUCUACUCGGUAUUAUUGCUCAUCUUCGUUGGACUGGAUUGUAUCGCCUAACAUGGGGAGGGUGGAACAAGAGGAGCACACAGAACUUAGGGACUCUUGUAAAACUCGCCCUUCCCUCUAUGGGCAUCAUGAUGUGUGAAUGGGUAGUAGUCGAAAUAAUCGCUCUCACGGCUGGUUUUGCGCCAAAGAAUGAUUUAGCCGCUUUUUCUAUCACUCUUAACAUUUUUGGAGUGCUGUGGGGUGUCACUUCAGGUGUCAUUGUCAUUGCGUCUGUAUUUGUGGGGAACGCUAUUGGAGGAAGAAAACCGAUCUUUGCACGACGUAUCGCCUUGAUUUCCAUUGUUCUGGUCUUGGGCAUCUCAUCUAUUGACGUUGCUAUCAUGUUUGCGUUGAAUCCAUAUAUUCCCUUUAUUUUUACGAACGAACAAAAGGUAGCUGACAUCUAUCAACAUAUUAUGUACUGCGUCCUUCCUUACCAUAUUGUAGAUACCCUACAGAGCGUCAUGAUGGCAAUUUUGAGGGGCUGUGGGCUGCAAAUGCUUGGCGCGAUUAUCAUUUCCAUUGCCUUGUGUGUUGUAGGUCUCCCACUCAGUUUUUUACUCUUCUUUCACUUUAAAUAUGGUGUUGUGUCUCUUUGGAUUGGUCUUUUUGUUGGAGUUGGUGCUGUGGGCACGCCUCUAUACUUGUACAUUUUAUUUAGGUACAUAGAUUGGAAAAAUUUGAAGCCACAUAAUGAGGAAAUACCACAUUAUAAGAGAUAA